GAAAAACAUCGCAAUCGCCAUAUUUGAUUGUUAACCACGUCAGAACAGUUGAGUGCACUAGAAAAUUGUGAAAAUCUUGCGUUUUUAGUGAUUUUUUGUAAGUGAAAACUCUAAGGAUAAUCAUGGCAGAUCCAAAGAAUCCGGAUGAUUUGGCUACGGCUAUUCUGAAACGCAAGGAUCGCCCCAAUCGUCUGCUGGUGGAGGAGGCUGUCAACGAUGACAAUUCCGUGGUGUCUCUGUCUCAGGCCAAGAUGGAUGACUUGGGCCUAUUCCGUGGGGACACGGUGCUGCUGAAGGGAAAACGCCGGAAGGAGACUGUGUGUAUUGUGCUGUCGGAUGAGAAUUGUGCCGAUGAGAAGAUCCGGAUGAAUCGUGUGGUGCGGAAUAAUUUGCGUGUCCGUUUGUCGGAUGUCGUGGCCAUUCAAUCGUGCCAGGACAUUAAGUAUGGGAAGCGUUUGCACAUCCUCCCGAUUGAUGAUUCGGUGGAGGGAUUGACGGGAAAUUUGUUUGAGGUGUACCUCAAGCCCUACUUCCUGGAAGCCUAUCGGCCAAUCCACAAAGAUGAUAAUUUCAUUGUGCGCGGUGGAAUGAGGGCAGUUGAAUUUAAGGUUGUUGGCACUGAGCCUUCGCCGUAUUGUAUUGUGGCUCCGGAUACUAUUAUCCAUUGCGAUGGGGAGCCCAUUAAGCGUGAGGAGGAGGAGGAAGCACUGAAUGCUGUUGGGUAUGAUGACAUUGGAGGCUGUCGCAAGCAAUUGGCGCAGAUUAAGGAAAUGGUGGAAUUGCCACUGCGUCAUCCGUCGCUCUUCAAGGCAAUCGGGGUAAAGCCACCACGUGGGAUUUUGAUGUAUGGGCCCCCGGGGACGGGAAAGACCCUUAUUGCACGGGCUGUAGCCAAUGAGACCGGAGCAUUUUUCUUCCUGAUCAAUGGCCCAGAGAUCAUGAGUAAACUGGCCGGAGAGUCAGAAUCGAACUUGAGGAAGGCAUUUGAGGAGGCUGAGAAGAAUUCUCCAGCCAUUAUCUUCAUCGACGAAUUGGAUGCUAUUGCACCAAAGCGUGAGAAGACUCAUGGCGAGGUCGAAAGGAGGAUUGUGAGUCAGUUGCUGACAUUGAUGGAUGGCAUGAAGAAGAGUAGUCAUGUUAUUGUCAUGGCAGCCACCAAUCGGCCCAAUUCAAUUGAUCCGGCUCUUAGGCGUUUUGGCCGUUUCGACCGGGAAAUAGACAUUGGCAUUCCCGAUGCUACCGGGCGAUUGGAAGUUUUGCGGAUUCACACGAAGAAUAUGCGCCUGGCAGAUGAUGUAGAUCUCGAGCAGAUUGCUGCAGAGAGUCAUGGACAUGUAGGAGCUGAUUUGGCUUCCCUCUGCUCCGAAGCAGCUCUCCAGCAGAUCCGUGAGAAGAUGGAUCUCAUUGAUCUGGAAGAUGAUCAGAUUGAUGCUGAAGUGCUGAAUAGUUUGGCUGUGUCCAUGGACAAUUUCCGCUAUGCCAUGACCAAGUCCAGUCCAUCGGCACUGCGUGAGACCGUAGUGGAGGUGCCCAAUACCACUUGGGCGGACAUUGGUGGCUUGGAGAAUGUGAAGAAGGAACUGCAGGAAUUGGUUCAAUAUCCCGUUGAGCAUCCAGAUAAAUUCCUCAAAUUCGGCAUGCAACCAUCACGCGGAGUGCUCUUCUAUGGGCCACCGGGAUGUGGUAAGACUCUCCUGGCCAAAGCUAUAGCCAAUGAGUGUCAGGCCAAUUUUAUCUCGGUCAAGGGUCCCGAACUCCUGACCAUGUGGUUUGGUGAGUCUGAAGCCAAUGUACGUGACAUCUUUGACAAGGCACGCUCAGCUUCACCCUGUGUCCUGUUCUUUGACGAACUCGAUUCCAUUGCCAAGAGUCGUGGUGGGAAUUUGGGCGAUGCUGGAGGAGCAGCUGAUCGGGUGAUCAAUCAGAUCCUCACGGAAAUGGAUGGAAUGGGCGCCAAGAAGAAUGUCUUUAUUAUUGGGGCAACAAAUCGUCCGGAUAUAAUUGAUCCGGCCAUUUUGCGUCCCGGACGUCUCGAUCAGCUCAUCUACAUUCCACUCCCGGAUGAGAAGUCACGUGAGGCCAUCCUCAAGGCUAAUUUGCGCAAGAGCCCAAUUGCCAAGGAGGUGGAUCUCAACUACAUUGCAAAAGUCACUCAGGGAUUCUCAGGAGCUGAUCUCACGGAGAUCUGCCAGAGGGCUUGCAAAUUGGCCAUCAGGCAGGCCAUUGAGACGGAGAUAAGGCGCGAAAAGGACAGGGCUGAGAACCAGAACAGCGCAAUGGAUAUGGAUGAAGAAGAUCCAGUUCCGGAGAUAACUCGUGGUCACUUUGAGGAAGCAAUGAAAUUUGCUCGCCGUUCUGUCUCGGACAACGAUAUCAGGAAGUACGAGAUGUUUGCUCAGACACUUCAGCAAUCUCGUGGCUUUGGCACAAAUUUCAGAUUUCCGUCGGGAAGUGGCUCAUCGUCACAAGGUCCUGGACAGAGUCAGCCGCAAAAUCGUCCGGAAGAUAAUGGAGACGAUGAUCUCUACAGUUAGACGACAUUUUAUUCAUCUCAUGCUCGCCUCCAAAUGGGAGAAAAAAAACUUUCAUCUUGAGUUCUCUUCUGCCCAGGAAGAGAAAAGCGCGAUUGAUAAACCCAUGAUAGGUUUCUUUUUGUUUAGUUUUUUUUGUCAUCUUUUUUUUUUGUAAAAGAAUACCCACAAAGCAUCUGGAUGGAGAUAAAGAGGAGAGACAGAUGAACUAGCCUGUAAGGAGUUCUUUUUCCACACACAAAAAAAAUAUUCUUAGACUUUCUCUAGAGGGUAAUUUGCAGAAUUUUUGCGUAAUUUAAACAAUUAUAUUUCCAAUUUGAGAAUAAAGAGUAAUAAAAUGAA
This is a messenger RNA of Phlebotomus papatasi, 2873 nucleotides long. It is a transcript of the gene TER94, whose product is annotated as transitional endoplasmic reticulum ATPase TER94. Gene Ontology annotation, cellular component: VCP-NPL4-UFD1 AAA ATPase complex; nucleus; cytosol. The transcript is spliced from 4 exons. Bases 123 to 2534 code for a protein of 803 amino acids. The record is from RefSeq and is a predicted model, not a curated record. Gene Ontology annotation, molecular function: ATP hydrolysis activity; polyubiquitin modification-dependent protein binding; ATP binding. Lineage: Eukaryota; Metazoa; Arthropoda; Insecta; Diptera; Psychodidae. Gene Ontology annotation, biological process: retrograde protein transport, ER to cytosol; mitotic spindle disassembly; autophagosome maturation.